Molecule: messenger RNA, 1617 nt
Organism: Zalophus californianus (California sea lion)
Lineage: Eukaryota; Metazoa; Chordata; Mammalia; Carnivora; Otariidae
Gene: RILPL2
Product: Rab interacting lysosomal protein like 2
Exons: 5
Coding region: 332-1207 (291 amino acids)
Biological process (GO): cilium assembly
Cellular component (GO): cytoplasm; ciliary basal body
Molecular function (GO): protein dimerization activity
Source: RefSeq, a predicted model, not a curated record
GGUCACCCCUUAACCUCUCCGUUCCUCUUCUCGGCUGUCCCCCCUUUCUGUUGUCUUUUCGUGCCCCAAACCACAUCCUGGGGGCCGCCCUCCUGCACGGUACUCAAGAGGGGCCGGUGCACCCCGUGUCCGGGCCUGGAAGCCCCGGAGCGCGGCCUUUCUGCCCCGGGCCCACCCCUCGGCUGCGCUGAUUGGCCGCUCCUGGGCCAUCCCCUCCCGCCCGGGGCAGGCAGGGUCUCUACCCCGCGGAAAGUUUUCUGAGCCAGGAGGAAGUUGGAGGGUUGGGGAUUCUGAGAAGGCUGCUCCUGCAGCUGCGGGGGUCUGGGUGGCCAUGGAGGAGCCCCCUUUGCGACAGGAGGAGGAAGAAGAGGAGGAGGAAGGGGACGAGGCUGGGCCCGAAGGGGCUUUGGGCAAGAGCCCCUUCCAGCUGACGACCGAGGACGUGUAUGACAUCUCCUACGUGAUGGGCCGCGAGCUGAUGGCCCUGGGCAGCGAUCCCCGGGUGACACAGCUGCAGUUCAAGAUCGUCCGCGUCCUGGAGAUGCUGGAAACGCUGGUGAAUGAGGGCAACCUGACGGUGGAGGAGCUGAGGAUGGAGAGGGACAACCUGAGGAAGGAGGUGGAGGGGCUGCGGACAGAGGGCUCGGCGGCCGGCGGGCAGGUAAACCUGGGGCCGGACAAAAUGGUGGUUGACCUGACAGAUCCCAACCGACCACGCUUCACUCUCCAAGAGCUGCGGGACGUGCUCCAGGAGCGCAACAAGCUCAAGUCCCAGCUGCUGGUGGUGCAGGAAGAGCUGCAGUGUUAUAAGAGUGGUCUGAUUCCACCAAGAGAAGGCCCAGGAGGAAGAAGAGAAAACGAUGCCCUUGUCGCCAAGACCAGCAAGACCAGCAGUAACAAGGAGGAGAAGACAAUCAUAAGGAAGCUGCAUUGUUCUAGGUCCUGGGGAUGCAGUGAACAAGACAGAGCCCCUGCCUUCAUGGUGCUUCCAUUCCAGCAGGGGAGUCAGAAUGAGCAGGUUCUCUUUCCGAUCGGAGAAGCAGAUGUAGCUCGAAAGCCCCGACUAAGACAGAGGUUCUUGGACUCAAGAAGGCAAUGCACCAAGACUUCCAAACUCAUCUCUCAGUUUUUCCAAACUCGGCCAUCUCUCACUGGCACCCCCCAGUGCCACGCAUACUCACUGUACUUGCUCAUCUGCUUCCCCUGAAAGCCACCAAGGAGGAAGGAGAGGAGGCUCUCUCAUGAUAAUUUUUUCCCUGGCCUCAGAACUGGACACCCCUGAAGCCUCGGCCAAGGCUGGGGAAACAGCACAAAGAAAUCAAGAAAGCAGAAGGCAAGCAAAAUGAGGCCCACUUCCUGCUGCUCACCAGCCGUCCAGAGGGACCUCCAGUGUGCAGGUGUGCGCUCUGCCUGUCUGGUCUCACGAGGACCUGGGUCUUUACCGCGUAGGAGCAGCGAAAGUCGUGAGCCCAAAGGGAGAGGGGAGGAGAGAAUGCAGGAAAAAAUGGUAUUGACAUUCCAGUGAUGAUUUCACAGAUAUUUAGUGAACAUUCGGUUUUGCUAACAUGACUUUCUUUACAUGAUUUUGUAUUAAAGUGAAAUGACUUUUAUACUUUC